GUUCAGUUAUAUGGUUAUAUACACUCGUUCUUCAGUUAUAUGAUUAUAUAUAUAUAGCUAGUCUUGACUGUCAAAGGAUGCACUUUUGACAAAUGCAGUAUGGAAGGAUAUGUCCUAGCCAAUCAAAAUGCACCAAAUUGUCAACCCAUCACACAUCGAUUCGUGUUGUUGUUUAGGUUGGCCCAGGGCAAAAAAUUCAUCUUGAAAUGUGUAUACCAUACAUUGAAUAUGCUUAAAUCGCACUCCAAAAUAAGGAUAAUACACCCUUGCAGACAAAAUUAUGGAUUCAAAAAAUCGGAGUGGGGUACUGUAGUACAUAGUAGCACCAAAUAUCAAAGCCCAAAACAUGAAUCAAGUGUGCAAAUAAAGUAUUCUCGCUUGAAUAACAUCCAAGUACUUGUACUAGGGUGACUCUGGACGGUUUUCCAUGCAACAUUCAGUACAAACAAACAAUUGAUCGAUUGAAAUGUUGGCUGAAAGAGCGAAGAAAUAAGUCGGACGACAAGAGGUCGACCAAUUAAAAAUUAGAACGCUAAUCAAGGUCCAAUCCAAAUCACUUUUGAACCAUUCAAAACUGAAAAUUAGUGUGCGUCUAAAUACAAUAUAGCGUGACCUUUGACUCUUUGCAUACAAAAUUCAGUACAAAGAAAAUCAAUCGAUGGCGAAAUAGCAUAAACGGCCAAAUGUUGGCUGACUGGACAGUAUAUAUAUACUUCAUAUAACAACAGUUCAUACGACAAUACAAGUACAAAGUAUAUA
Messenger RNA from Aphanomyces astaci, 759 nucleotides. RefSeq lists its product as hypothetical. The record is from RefSeq and is a predicted model, not a curated record. The transcript has a single exon. NCBI's taxonomy places the organism in Eukaryota, Oomycota, Saprolegniomycetes, Saprolegniales, Verrucalvaceae. Bases 100 to 411 code for a protein of 103 amino acids.